UCGUCUCGUCUUAUUCACCCUUUCUGUGAUCUGUAUUUCUAUUAGCCCCAAAUAUGAAUCACUAAAGGAACCACCGGGCGCACAGUUGCACCAUGACCUUUGACCGCCGUUUAUACAGCUGGGAGAGUUAUAAAGAUGAGCAGCAGGACGGACGGGUUCCGAGAAAGCAACAUGCAUUCCAGCGGGCUGCUGUUUGCAGCUGCGCUUCUCUCCGUCCUCGUUGCCCGCAGCGGUGGAGGGAACAUCACGAACCAGGGGUUUUACUCGCCGUUCGCUCAGGACGGGCCGGCUCUGAAACUGGACCAGGCUCGGCUCGCUUUUCACAACUACCUGACAGAACAAGUGCAGGUUUUCUACACCUCAGAUUACUGCUACAAGUGUGUGAAGCAGCACCUGGUCACCGUGAAGCCCAACAACAACAACGCUUCUGCAGUCGUCAGCACCAAAUUCACCCUGACUCUGCAGGUUGAGUCCCGGCGCAGGAAUUCAACCCUUUGCAGAUGGAGUCAAAUAUAUGAGGAAGGAGGUCAUUACUCUGUUCGGAUCCAGAUGCCCUCGGCCUUCACUAAUCCAAUCUGCAUUUCUUCUGUGGAUAAACGGCCAAACAAUGCCUACCUGCCCCUUCUGGUGGCGGCUCUCCUGCUGGCCGUCAUUGCUCUGUUGUUUGUCGUGGCGACCUACAUCUACAGGAGGCGUCGCACGUCUAAGUGCAUCCAGAUCCUCUGCUGCCAGGAUCCCCUGUACUCCAUGGAUAACGACGGUGCACGUGUUGGUGAGACUGCGCGCGACACCGGUGAAGCCAAACCGUCGCGUCUGCUCUCCCUGGACGCCUUCCGAGGGUUUGCUCUGACGGUGAUGGUGUUUGUGAACUACGGUGGAGGAGGCUACUGGUUCUUCCAACAUGCACCCUGGAAUGGUUUAACCGUGGCGGACCUGGUCAUGCCGUGGUUUGUGUUUAUAAUCGGGACUUCGGUGGUUCUGGCCUUCAGCUCCAUGCAGAGGAGAGGAGUCGGCCGCCUGCAGCUGCUGAGAAAGAUCACCUGGAGAACAGUUGUGCUGAUGAUGCUCGGCUUCUGCUUCCUCAACUACUCUCCCAGAGACGGCCCGUUGUCCUGGUCCUGGCUCAGGAUCCCCGGAGUGCUGCAGCGUCUGGGCUUCACCUACUUUGUUCUGUCUCUCCUGCAGACUUUCUGGGGCCAGACGCAAAUCCCAGAGAGAGCGCAUCAGUGGUGGAACGCUGCCCAGGAUAUUUUUCUUUACUGGCCUCAGUGGGUGAUAAUAAUCCUGUUGGAGACUUUAUGGCUGUGCAUCACUUUCCUCAUGCCUGUACCCAACUGCCCCACAGGGUAUUUAGGAGCUGGUGGGAUCGGGGAUGACGGUCUUUACCCAAACUGCACUGGGGGCGCAGCAGGAUACAUCGACAGGUGGCUGUUUGGUGAUAACAUGUUCAGAUACCCCACCUGCAAAGAAAUGUAUCUCACUGUGCAGCCCUUUGACCCAGAGGGGAUUCUGGGAACAAUCAACUCCAUUGUGAUGGGAUUUCUGGGGAUGCAGGCAGGAAAGAUUAUUGUUUUCUACAGAAGGAAGACCCUCCACGUUCUCUGUCGAUACCUGGUCUGGGCCGUCAUCCUGGGAAUCUCCGCGGCCAUCCUUUCUAAGUGCACGCGAGACGGAGGAUUUAUACCUGUCAAUAAAAACCUUUGGUCGUUGUCCUACGUGGCGUGUUUGGGCUGCUUCUCGUUCCUGCUGCUUGGAGGCAUGUUCUUUGUCAUUGACGUGAAGGGCUGGUGGCACGGACAGCCCUUCAUAUACCCAGGGAUGAACUCCAUCUUUGUGUACGUUGGCCACUCGCUGCUCGGCUUCUACUUCCCCUUCAGCUGGGAGAUGCACUUCCAGGGGAGCCACUGGGAGAUCCUGCUGCAGAACCUGUGGGGAACCGCGCUGUGGGUGCUCAUCGCCUACCUUCUCUACAGGAACAAGUUUUUCCUCAGAAUAUAAGCAGGACCCAACUCCUACCUGCAGGCCUUAGAAAUAA
This is a messenger RNA of Fundulus heteroclitus (mummichog), 2035 nucleotides long. RefSeq lists its product as uncharacterized. The record is from RefSeq and is a predicted model, not a curated record. The transcript is spliced from 18 exons. Bases 136 to 1998 code for a protein of 620 amino acids. Lineage: Eukaryota; Metazoa; Chordata; Actinopteri; Cyprinodontiformes; Fundulidae.